Messenger RNA from Achroia grisella, 3607 nucleotides. RefSeq names its product zinc finger CCCH domain-containing protein 13-like. Gene Ontology annotation, cellular component: RNA N6-methyladenosine methyltransferase complex. The record is from RefSeq and is a predicted model, not a curated record. Lineage: Eukaryota; Metazoa; Arthropoda; Insecta; Lepidoptera; Pyralidae. The coding region runs from base 101 to 3175 and encodes 1024 amino acids. Gene Ontology annotation, molecular function: metal ion binding. The transcript is spliced from 9 exons.
AAUCGUGUGAAAUAAACAAUGGCGACUGGUAUACCGGUAUUGCUAAUGUAUUUUUACAAUCGAUUUUAAUUUCAAGUAAGACCAAUGUAUUUCAUUUAUAAUGUCAAAGCAAGGAAAAAGAAAAAUAACUGUUGAAUUACCGAAAUCAAAAGAUCUAGCCAAUAGACCUAGUGUUUUUGAGCGAUUGGGAACUAAGAAAACUUCGAGUGCAAAAAAAACAACUGAACAUUGUAGACAGUGGGCACAGCACGGUAAUUGCGCUUACGGUAAAAGUUGCAAAUUUGCAGCUACACACACUUUAAUUAGUCCUUCUAAACAACGAGCUGCUAAUAAAGAUAGUGAAACAAAACGUUUAAUAAAGGACGAUGGAAAAAACAGAUUACAUUCCACUGUGGUAGUGAGAUCGGGCCGUAGCCCUGACGGCGAAAUUGACAACUGGGAUCAAAAUGACCUAGAAUACGCAGAUACAGACGUUCUUGAGAAAAGGAGACAACAGUUGCAACGUGAAUUAGAGUUGCAAUUGAAAAUGGACUCGGGAAAAGACGUGCGUAAGGUUAAAAAAAAAAUGGCUUCCAGCACUUCUUCGUCGAGGAGUUCUAGUUCCUCAAGCAUGACUUCUUCAUCUUCCGAUGGCAGUACCUCAUCAUCUUCCUCAGGAAGAGAUACAAGAAGGAAGGGUAAAAAAGGAAAACUGAAAAGGAAUUCAAGUUCAUCUUCAGAUGGUGAUAUUCCAACUAAAAAGAAAUUAGUUAAAGGUGAUUCUCUCAAACGAGAUAAAAGCAAUACAAAAAAAGGAAAUGUGAAAAAGGAUGACAGACUAUUAAAAAAAAAUGAUGUUACUAAAAAGAAGCCUAUCACAAAACCAGCUUUAACUAAAAAGUCCUUGUCUCCAGGAAAAAAGUCUGGUGGGACACCUCCAAUUAGUUCUAAGAGUGUAACAAAACUCGCAACAAAACAUGGAAAAUCUCCACAAAGACGAGAUAGAAAUAGGAGUACAUCUCCUCAUUCUGUUAGGGAUAGGGAUAAAGAUCGGGAUCGCAUUAAAGAAAAAGAUAGGGAAAAGGAGAGAGAUAAAGAUCGUGAUAAAGAUAGGGAACGUGCUAAAGGUCGUAGUAGGUCUCCCAGAAAAGGAAGAUCUAGGUCUCCUAGACAACAUCCUAAAGAUCCUAGAAAAAAAGAAAGCUCCGACAGAAGUAGACCAGUUUCACCAAAAAAACAAGUUAGGAGAGAUGGUAGUCCAGAGAGGCAUAGAAAAAGAUCAACGAGUCGAGAUCGAGAUAGAGGGCGCGAUCAUAAAGACAGGUCUUUAGAGAGAAGAAAGGAUAAACAUGACGAUAAAGAUAGACAUGAUAGAAAGGAAAGAGGUCGCGAGCGAAACAAAGAUAAUAAAAGAGAUGAUAGUAAGCGAAGGGGGCGUGAUCGAGGUUUAGGUAGUAGAGGAGGAUCUGAUAAGGGUUUAGAAAAGCCUAAUAAGCCUAUGGAGCGUCUUUUGCCUAGACCUGAGGAACGCUUAGCCGCCCUUGCUGCUAUUUCCAACAGAAAUCUUGAAACUGACAAGAAUUCGAACAAUUCAAAGGAGAGACAAGAUACACAUUCUGAUAGGGGUGGAAGGAAACAGGAAAGACUUGAAAGGGACCGUUCCACUAAAAGAGAUAGAUUGGAUAGUAUGGAUAGGGAACAAGGUGAUUAUGAAAUUGGUAUGGACCGUCAGUAUGAUAAUGAACAUAAUAUUGAACAGUAUGAUAGAGUAGACGAAAGAUAUGAUGGUCCAAGAGAAGAUGAACGAUCACCAGGUUAUGGUAUACAAAACAGAGAUAGGCACUAUGACCCUGGGUAUGAUAUGCCUGGACCACCCAGAGGCUAUCCAGAGGAUGACGACCGGAUGUACAAUGAUCAUAUGGGUGAUCAUCGAGGUGUGGAAAUGGGUUACGAUGAACGUCGCCCGCAUCGUGAUCAUUCAUGGGAGGGCCGAUCAGCGUCACUGGAUCGUGAAAGGUAUAUGCAUUCGCACAAAGAGUGGGAGAAUGACGAUUACCGCCCUGCUGGUGAAUGGGGUAGAGAACGCCAUUGGCCUAUGCGUGAACAGAUGAAUGAAUGGGGUGAUAAAGAAGCCGAGAUGGAUGGCUGGCAUCAUAGAGGUCACCCGCCUGGUGGAUCUCAUCGUGGACGGAUGCAUGAUGAGUAUGGUGGGCGAAUGCGGAUGGAUAUUGGUAGAGGUGAUAGUAACAAAAGACGGUUGCCUAGAAUUGAACAAGAGCCUCCGGCUAAAGAAACUCCACCACCCAUUGCACAACCAGCUGCUGCAUCAGCCCGACAGGAAACUGAAAAUGACGAUAAACCCAUACCUGAUGAUCUUAGUGAAAUUAGCGAUGAUCCAGAUGAUAUACUCGAAAGAGAGGAUAUGGUUGAUCAAAGCAUUGACGAUGACAGUCAAACCGCAGCAACACAUGAUGAUACUGUAUCUAAACUUGAAACCUCUGAAAAGGAAUCAACACAGGAUACAAGUGCUGCAGAAGAAAAAGAGUCUCAAGAUGCUAAAGAUGAUGAUGAUGUUACCAAUAUGGACUUUGAAGAAAUAUCAGAUGGGGAAUUAGAAGAAGAGCGAACUCGAGCUGGUUUAGGAGAUGCCUUGGGAGUUGAUUGGGCAAGUCUUGUUGCGGAUGUACGACGUCGUGAGCAAACGACCCCCUCAGGUGGUGCUCGGGACCGUUGGAGACCAGAGCGAGUUCUUGCGCGGCUUGGCUUAUCUUUUCAUAUGGCUGGCAAGGAUACUGUGCAAGAUAUUUUACACAAAAAUGCAGAUACUGUACAAUUAGACGAAAAACUUGCAGAACCAAACUCUACAGGAAUUUCAGAAAAAGGUCAAGCGGAACAAAAUGGCAAUAAUGACAUGGAUGAUGAACAGAAAGCAAAAUCUUCAUUGGAUGUAAAUUCGUUACAUCCUGUGGCUGCUAUUCAGGUUGCUAUAGAAAAAAGAAAACGCCAACGAGCUAUGCUAUUUGGCUCUGGAUGUGAAAUUACACGUGGACUGAGUGCAAGAGGUGAUUUGGCAUUGCGCCGAUAUCUAUGUAAUUUACCAGCAUCGGAACGGACAGGACAAUCGCGUGUCACACCGCAACCUUCCUUAUUUCACGCUGCUCGCGCCUUAUUGAUGCAAGCACCUGUCACUGGCUGACGAAGACACUGAAUCCAGACACUGUCUGGAUGAAGCUGUAGUUAUUUUUAUGUGGCAUACAUUGAGAAAUUUUACAGAAAUAUGGAGUGUCAAAUUAUUGAUAUUGUGAUAGAUCAACGAACAUAUAAACUCAUUUAAAAUCAGAACUAAAAUCGUGCUGGAGUGAUUGGUUUGAUUUGAAGUUGUGAAACAUUUACUGUGCUUCAGUUGGUAUAUUAUUAUGUGGCCAAGUAGGUUUAACUUCAUAUAAAAGCAGUGUGAACUAAAUCUAGUUAUAUAUGUAUAAUAAUGUAGUGGUUGUUGUCUGAUAUUUAACCUCUAAGUAUAGUAUUGUUUCUUUUUAACAGUUCAUUAUUUACUGUAAUUGCAAUUUUUUUCUGUAUUUUUAGUAUUAAAACUUGUAAUAUUUAUCACAAAUGUUAAUUAAAUGCA